CGCCACGGAGCCCUACCUCAUCGCCAUGCGCCGCCAGAUCAGCGCCAUGCACCCGGUGUUCAAGUUGAUGCUGCCUCACUUCCGCUUCACUCUGGACAUAAACUCCAAGGCCAGGGGGGCCCUCAUCUCCGCCUCCGGCAUCAUCGAGGACGUGUUCACGCCAGGCGCCUACGCCAUGCUCCUCUCCUCCGCCGCCUACAAGAGCUGGCGGUUCAGGCUGCAGGCGCCGCCCGCCGACCUGCAGGCCAGGGGCAUGCUGGACGGGGAGGGCCGGGUGUGGCUGGGUGACUACCCCUAUGCUCAGGACGGGCUGGAGAUCUGGCGAGAGCUGGAGGCGUACUUCGGGGAGUACCUCGCCCUGUACUACGCAUCCCCCGAGGAUGUGGCGGGCGACGAGGAGCUGCAGGCCUGGUGGGCGGAGGUCAAGGCGGAGGGGCACCCAGACCUGAAGCUGGUUGAGCCCGACGAGGCGGCGGUGUGGGGCUUUGCCGGCCCCAUCCCAGACGUGCCCACGCUGGUGCACGUGCUUGCCACCAUUGCGUGGACUGCGUCCGCCCACCACGCCGCUGUCAACUUUGGCCAGUUUGACUUUGCCUCCCUGCUGCUCAACGUGUCCUCGCUGGCGCGCCGCCCCAUCCCGCGCCCCGGCGACGAGGCAGACCCAGCCUACCAGGCGCUGGCCAAGGCCGCGGGCAAGGGCGGCAAGGCGCUGGAGCGUGAGCUGCUGACCUACCUGUCUGGCCCGCUGGCGUCGCUCAAGGAGAUGGUCACGGUGCAGCUGCUGUCCAUCCACGCCGACGGCGAGCAGACCCUGGAUGAGCGCAACGUGCUGCUGACGGACCCUGCCGCCAUGGCCGCCAACGCUCGCUUCAUGAGCCGCAUGCAGGCGGCGGAGGCGCGCAUGCAGACCCGCAACUCCGACCCCGCCGCCUGGACGCGCUUCAGGGGCACCAAGGAGGCAAUGCCCUACACGCUGCUGGUGCCCCCUUCGCCCCCAGGCCUCACCAUGAAGGGCGUGCCCUACUCAGUGUCUAUCUGAGGGGGGCGCCUGCCCCUGGGGCGGGCCCGCGAGGGCUCCGGCAGCAGUGUGUGGGGCGGUUGGCACAUGCGCGCUGGCGGGUUGCGGCCCUGCCUCUCCGACCACACCCUGCCGCUUGUGAGUAAAGAGCUGGUGGCCCCAGAGAUGAUACCCCCAGCGAUGAUGCCCCCAGAGAUGAUAACCCCCCACCCUGCGUAUUUCGAUACCGCUGUGCACUGUUUACCGCGUCGCUCUUUUGUGUGACACCAUGCUUCGCAUUGCAAAUCUUGAGCCGUGAUCCUUGAUCUUUCACCCCUGUGGUGACUCAUGUGUAAUCUCAGAGCAGAUCA
Chlorella variabilis is the source of this 1368-nucleotide messenger RNA. RefSeq lists its product as hypothetical. Gene Ontology annotation, molecular function: metal ion binding; oxidoreductase activity, acting on single donors with incorporation of molecular oxygen, incorporation of two atoms of oxygen. The transcript has 9 exons. Lineage: Eukaryota; Viridiplantae; Chlorophyta; Trebouxiophyceae; Chlorellales; Chlorellaceae. Gene Ontology annotation, biological process: lipid oxidation. The record is from RefSeq and is a predicted model, not a curated record. The coding region runs from base 26 to 1039 and encodes 337 amino acids.